CCUGUAGAGUCCAACAGAUCAACAUCCACCAGACCAGAGAGGCUCACAUACAUGUUUCAGAUGAUUUCUUCUUGUCCUUGUCCAGUUCUACUGAUGAGAUGAUAGGAAGAACAGUUCCAGCUGAUCCCAUCAACGCUGGUUUGGCUGUUAGCUUAGCUGUUAGCAUCAUGGUUAUUUUAGCAGGUGUCUUCUUUGUGUGGAGACAAAAUAGAACCAAAACCAAGAAAAGAUCCAGAGAUGAAGCUGAAAGAGGAGAAAAGCUCCUGACAGAGGUAACGGUGAAGAUGAAGGUUUCAGAAGAAACUAAAGAUAACAGCAGCAGCUCAGUCAGUCAGGAGACGUCAGGAGACGUCACUAUGGUGGUUAAUCCCAAGGACUUCUUUAUCUGUCUGAGAAACUGGUCUGAUCAGGACAAACCACUGGGAGGACGUCAGUUAAAAGUCCAGAUCAACAAUAGUGAACCCAUCACAUACAAAUUUGAUCCAUCAAUGAAACUCAAGGCUGAAAAGUCUGUUUAUUUCUACCAUCCAGACCAUAAGCCUCUUCAUCUUGUCUCUGAUCAACUGGUGUGGGAGGACCUGAAGUCCUGGAAGUCUGGAGACAGAGUCCAGGUCUCUCUGCAGUGAAAUAGUUCCCAGUUGAACUCCUUCAAUAAAGUUCAGUAAUCCAGCAAACAGCAACAUUAUUGAUGAGAAACAGCACGACUCAGAUCUUCCUGCAGA
Molecule: messenger RNA, 722 nt
Organism: Mugil cephalus (flathead mullet)
Lineage: Eukaryota; Metazoa; Chordata; Actinopteri; Mugiliformes; Mugilidae
Product: lamin-L(II)-like
Exons: 6
Coding region: 99-626 (175 amino acids)
Source: RefSeq, a predicted model, not a curated record